CGCUGCGAUGUCGGGCUUCGCGACUGAGCCAAAGCUCUUCGGAAAGUGGUCGUUCGAGGAGGUGGAGGUCAAGGACAUAUCGCUGGAGGAUUACAUCGCGUGCAAACCGAAGUAUGCGCAGUUCCUGCCCCACUCGCAGGGCCGGUGGCAGAAGAAGCGCUUUCGCAAGGCGCAGUGCCCUAUUGUCGAGCGCAUGGUUUGCUCGAUGAUGCGGCACGGCCGCAACAACGGCAAGAAGCUGAUGGCUGUGCGCAUCGUCAAGCACGCCUUUGAGAUCGUCCACCUGCUGACGGACUCCAACCCAGUCCAGGUUUACGUCGACGCAGUCAUCAACUGCGGCCCACGCGAGGACUCGACCCGCGUCGGCGGCGGCGGCGCUGUGCGGCGCCAGGCGUGCGACGUGUCGCCGCUGCGCCGUGUCAACACGGCCAUCUACCUGAUGACGACGGGCGCGCGCGAGGCUUCGUUUCGCAACAUCAAGACGAUUGCCGAGUGCCUCGCCGAUGAGAUCAUGAACGCCGCAAAGGGCUCGUCCAACUCCUACGCCAUCAAGAAGAAGGACGAGAUUGAGCGCGUCGCCAAGUCCAACCGGUAAACAGUGCCCUCGCCGUGACGUGCGGAGGCCCUGCCGUACCCACCACCUGUUCGCUCUGGACGCACGCCCUGCGUGGGCACGACCUGGCGUUCGUGCGCAACAACUCGCCGUCCUUGUCUGUUUACUCCCCACACGGUCUUGUCUCUCUCGUGCGGAGACACGCACGCGAUGCUCGGAGGCCAGAGAGCGGAGAUCGUGUGGCGCGGGGGACGUGGUUAUGCUCUUUGCUCUCAAUUUUAGCCUCUACAGUACAAACCGAGGACCGCGAGGAUGAAACUGGGAGUGGCUCACUUCGAAAGAAGAGAACCCAUCAAAUCCAACCGUACAGGGGGACGCGCGGCGGGCCACGCCGCAGCGCCGCGCGCGCGGCGGCCGGCGCGCGACCGCGAGACGCGCCCGCGCGAGACUAUAUUAGAGGCGAGCCGAGCACCGACAGGAGCUGGACUGCUUGGAAUCAUAGCGACAUGCGGCGUAAAGGCGGGGAUGGUGGCCUCAGGUCAGGGGGCCUCGUGCCCGUUCAGCGUGCGCGUCGCGACCGAGGCAGAGUAGGAGCGCUUGCAUGCGUCCUUGAAGCCCUUGCCAAAGGAGAAGGUGGGCGCGACGGUGGCUGCAAUCUGCAUCUUCUCGCCCGUCUGCGGGUUGCGCCCCUCCCUGGCAGCCCGCUCCUUGGAGUCGAAGGUCCCGAACCCCACGAGCGACACCUUGUUGCCAUCAGCAACCGACUCGACGAUCACGUCGAGCGCGGACGAGAGGACGGCGCCGGCCAUCUUCUUGGAGACGCCAGCGCGGGCCGCGAUGGCGUCAACCAGGUCGCCCUUGGACACCGCCAUCCGCACCGAGCUCCGCGCAGCAACGUGGCCACCCCACGCUCGCGGCGCCGGCCGGAAAGCCUCCGCGCACGAGAGGAGCGCGCAGAGCACCGUCGCCAACAACCUAACCAUUUUAGACUC
Molecule: messenger RNA, 1545 nt
Organism: Emiliania huxleyi CCMP1516
Lineage: Eukaryota; Haptophyta; Isochrysidales; Noelaerhabdaceae
Exons: 6
Coding region: 8-595 (195 amino acids)
Biological process (GO): ribosomal small subunit assembly; translation
Cellular component (GO): cytosolic small ribosomal subunit; ribosome
Molecular function (GO): mRNA binding; structural constituent of ribosome; rRNA binding
Source: RefSeq, a predicted model, not a curated record